This is a messenger RNA of Chelonia mydas (Green sea turtle), 1729 nucleotides long. It is a transcript of the gene CCDC12, whose product is annotated as coiled-coil domain containing 12. The transcript is spliced from 7 exons. NCBI's taxonomy places the organism in Eukaryota, Metazoa, Chordata, Testudines, Cheloniidae. Gene Ontology annotation, cellular component: U2-type spliceosomal complex; post-mRNA release spliceosomal complex. The record is from RefSeq and is a predicted model, not a curated record. Bases 69 to 626 code for a protein of 185 amino acids.
CGCGGAGGCCGCUCGAUUGGCCGGGUCUGUCCCCUCCCCCGCGCGGUGUCUGCCGGGCGUUGGGGAAAAUGGCGGCCCCCGUUGCCAACUCAGGUCCCGGCCCCGGCCCCGGCCCUGGCUCGGCUCCCGCUGCCGGCUCCGGCGUGGGGCGGCUGCAGGAGGCGGCGCUGCGGCGGAGGGAGCGGCUCAAGGCCUUGCGGAGCCGGACAGCGGCGCACAAGAAUAAGGACAAUGGUGAACCUGAGAAUAAGCAGUUUAGAGAAGAUGACGAAGAGGAUGCCACCAAACACAAGGAGCUCAAGCUGCGAAAUUACAUUCCCGAGGAUGAAGAUCUCAAGAAAAGGAAGGUGCCUCAGGCCAAGCCAGCCUCAGUGGAAGAUAAGGUGAAAGACCAACUGGAAGCAGCAAAGCCAGAGCCUAUUAUUGAAGAAGUGGAUUUGGCAAACCUCGCCCCCAGAAAGCCAGACUGGGAUUUAAAGCGAGACGUAGCCAAGAAACUGGAAAAACUGGAGAAGAGAACGCAAAGGGCAAUUGCUGAAUUGAUAAGAGAGCGAUUGAGAGGCCAAGAGGAAGAACUGGCAUCAGCUGUUGGAUCAGCAAAGCAGGAAGGAAGUGAUUCUGAUUAAGGAGGUCUGGUUGGCUGUCUCAGAGCACAGACACAUUGGGACUUGUCAGAUUGGUCUGGUCACUCUUGCUAACAGAAUCCUUAACUCCCUUGGACUUGGGUAGAGGGUAGUGUCUCUCUGAGACUUGAAUGCUUUAGCCACAGCUCCUAAAGGGGCAGGUAUGGGGAGCCCUGCAGUCCUGUCUAGACCCACAAGCAUGUGGCUUGCUGUGUGUGAGCAUUUCACACGGGAAUGCUCCAUGCAACGUGCAUGCUGCACACUGCGUUCUCAUCCCCCGGCGAGCGUGCCUGGCUCUCUGGCUCAGCUUCGCAGGGGGUGAUCGUUGCAGUAUGUGGUUUGGGAUUGCUGGGGGGAGGGUGUCCAAUGGAGCUUUUCUGGACUUUUGAUGAAGGAAAAGUUCUCGGAUAAAGCACUGGAUCAGAUUAAAGGAGCAAAUGGCUCAUGAGUGGCGUGCAGGACACCACAAAGCCCUGUGCUUAGCGAUCAUCUCUGGGAACGUCACGUGAGAAUUGUGGCCCCUACCUACACUGGUCAGGGAAUGGUGGAGCAUCUUUCUAGCCCAAGCCAUGUUUAAGAGCAGUGUGCUAGAGAAGUGCAAACGCUUUCUUUGGCCAGUGCAGACACCGUGUUUCUAUGCUGUGUGUGUGUGUGUGUGCGCGCGCAUGCAUAUAGUACCAAUUCUUUUGCUGACCUCUGUUAUCUCUCCUGCAGUACAGCUGAGCACAUGGCAUAACUGUGUAAUAUACAAGAGGGGCUGGUGAGCUGUCGUCACUUAAACGGAUGAGGGAUGAAGCCUCUCCUUGCAUGGGAGACUUUGCUGAGGGCAAGAAAAGACCAAUGACUGUACAAAAGAAUCCCGAAAUGGCCUUGCAGCUGGAAAGCUUUCUGCGUGGUCACUAAAAGCGGCCAUGCCUGCAGUCUAGAAGAGAUUCAUGUACGAUUCAUAUUGUUCCCUUUUGCUUUUUGAUCCCGAUCCUCCCCCCCCCCCCCCCCCCAGGAGGUUGUGUAGCAUGUGCCGUAUCGGUGGGUUUUGUUACAGAUAAAACUGGGCUGCCACAAGGGUUUUUGGUUAUUUUUUAUAAUAAAAUGAUACGGCAACGAUG